AUGAAGCUUGUUUUCCUAGCUAAAGAUGCGAAAAAAUUGAAAGAAAAAAUAACUAAAUUGUCAACAACACUACAUAUUGAUAAUGAAGAGUUUCUCGAUGCAUCAAUGCAAUUAAUCUGUUCUAUUGAUUCAAGAGUAUUUCAAGAAUUAAACACUUUAUUAUGUAGUGAAACACGUGGACAAGGACAAUUGGAAUUAUUAAGUUUCAGGGAUGUUGCCGAAGGAGAUGAAACAUUAAAUGAUUUACAUGAAGAGAAAACAAACGAUUGA
Rotaria sordida is the source of this 270-nucleotide messenger RNA. The record is from the annotation of a GenBank genome assembly. NCBI's taxonomy places the organism in Eukaryota, Metazoa, Rotifera, Eurotatoria, Philodinida, Philodinidae.